AUGGCUGCUGUGAUUGGCGACUUCGUUUCAGAAACCUCAUAUCCUCAUACCAUGAUUGCCAACCCCUCCCUUCAACAUCACCAUUCACACGACUCUUCAUCCUAUCGAUCUGGUAGCCGAUCACGACGCUCCACCACUCCGCGAGCUCAACGUACAGCAGAUCUCGCCCCUACAACGUGGUCAUCUGCGACUGCGACAGCACCUGCAUCGACUUCAGAGUCUAAUCCUACUUCUGUGCCUGCGGGUCACGAAACUGCCCACGUGUCGGCCACUGGCGGAGCCUCGCGCUUCCCCUCCCCGCCUCCGUCCUCAUCGCCAGCUGCUGCCACAGGCCCUGCUUAUACUGAUGAUGCAAAGAGCUCGUCUAUGGCAUCUGACGCGAGGGACUCUGGUCCCCUAGGACACGCUUCGCGGCCCGGCUCUACUUCUCAUAACUCUACUGCUCAGCAACCAUCUCCGGCGUCUGAUGAUUUUCAAAUAUCCGACCAGUCUUAUUCUCUCCCCAGGGCAGCGCCGCAGCCAUCAGAGCAGACUGUCAUACAUAUUCGCGAUCUAGCACACAUUCAGAGUCUGGCUAGCGCUGACUUACUCUCUGGCAAUGACGGGCCUGGCAUUCUCAACGACCCGCCCCUUCAGCAGAUGAAAUAUGAAAUUAGCGGCAUGCCCAUAGGGGAUAUCAUCGAAAUGGUCGCUGCACUUCUAACUAAGAUCACCACCACCAACGACUUACAACACGAUGCGAUGCAGCGCAAUGUCGCUCAUCAACAGCAGGCCAACCAAUCUGGCGAUACCAGUGGGAGCUCAAUAUCGUCCUUGAAUCACUCUGUUCUCGCCUUUCAUGGCAAAAACGUCCCCGCCAUUACCAUUCUAAGCUACCUGUCGAGGAUACACAAAUAUUGCCCCACUACUUAUGAGGUAUUUCUCAGCCUGCUGGUAUACUUCGACCGCAUGACAGAACGUGUCAAUGAUAUGGUUACGAAGAACGAGGAAGCUCGUAAGCAGACGCAGUCGCAGCGGCCGAACGCAACUUCUGCCCAAGAUGCUCCCAUGCGCGGCGAAGGCAUGGAUACAGAUGAGAGCGACUCGGAUCUCGCAGACGAUGAUGACGAGGAAAUGGGUGACACUGCUCGACCCAGUCGUCCAGUUAGCAACAAAGGGGCCAGUACCCCUACCGAACAUGCUGGCAUUGCAGCUGCGACAUACUUUGUUGUCGAUAGCUUCAACAUUCACCGUCUUAUCAUUUCUGGGGUGACGUGUGCAAGCAAGUUUUUUUCAGACGUUUUUUAUACAAACUCGAGAUAUGCCAAGGUUGGCGGUUUGCCACUGGUUGAACUAAACCACCUCGAGCUCCAAUUCCUUCUUCUCAACGACUUUCGACUCAUGGUUCCAGUGGAAGACCUGGAAGCAUAUGCGACCAUGCUAGUUGAGUUUUAUGCCAGAGAGGUGGUGGCUAAGCAGGCAGGAACUGGAGCCACUGAAUGA
Molecule: messenger RNA, 1482 nt
Organism: Fusarium sp. VM40
Lineage: Eukaryota; Fungi; Ascomycota; Sordariomycetes; Hypocreales; Nectriaceae
Source: the annotation of a GenBank genome assembly